Messenger RNA from Hansenula ciferrii, 1677 nucleotides. It is a transcript of the gene IKS1, whose product is annotated as protein kinase IKS1. The transcript has 2 exons. Gene Ontology annotation, molecular function: protein kinase activity; ATP binding. NCBI's taxonomy places the organism in Eukaryota, Fungi, Ascomycota, Saccharomycetes, Phaffomycetales, Wickerhamomycetaceae. Bases 1 to 1677 code for a protein of 558 amino acids. The record is from RefSeq and is a predicted model, not a curated record. Gene Ontology annotation, biological process: protein phosphorylation.
AUGGUGAUCAAAAAUGCAAUCGUUUUACAUAACAAAGAAACAAAUGAACUGUCAGUCCUCAAGACAAUCCCUAAAUUACCAAGAGCGCAAGAUUAUGAUUUUAAAUUUGAUUCUUUUAAACAAUUAGAUCUAGUUGGGAAGAGGUAUAAUGAAGGUGGUUAUAAUUCAUUUAAUUCUAUUCAUGAAUGUCCAAAUUGUGGAUUUAUUUUAGAUCAAGGGAAUGAUCUUGGUAGGGAUCAGGAUGUUGGUAAUGACCAUGCUGAUGGGAUGGGUCAAGGGAUACAUAAUAUGGAUGGAUUUAUACAUUCAAAUUAUUUUAAAUUAUUAGGAAAUGGAAUAAUUCCAUCCCAACCAUUUGAAAUGAAUAAUAAUCAUUUAUCAGAAAGUUUAUUUACACAAGGAUAUUUCCAUAAUUUUUUUAAAGAGAUUGAAUUAUUAGGUAGAGGUGCACGAGGAUCAGUUUAUAAAGUUGAACAUGUAUUAAAUGGUAUUUCAUUAGGAUUUUUCGCAUUGAAAAAAAUCACUAUAGGAGAUGAUUCAAAAUGGUUAUUAAAAGUCUUGAAAGAAGUUACAAUGCUUUGUAAAAUAAGUUUUAAUAAUCAAAAUUUAGUUAAUUAUAAUCAUGUAUGGCUUGAAAUUUCUUCUAUAAAUGAAUUUGGUCCUCAGGUUCCUUGUGCUUUUAUAUUACAACAAUAUUGUUCUGGUGGGAAUUUAGAAGACUUUAUAGUAAAUUUAAAGAACCCCAAGUUGAAUACCCAGGAUUUUAAAAAAUGGAAAUUAAAACAUAAAGGUCAAACAACACCAAAGGGGAGAUUCUUAACUAAUGAAGAAAUUUUAAUAAUUUUUAAUCAAAUUGUUAUUGGUGUUAAUGAAUUACAUAAAAAUCAUAUAAUUCAUAGAGAUUUAAAACCAUCAAAUUGUUUAUUAUCAAAACCUUAUGAAACAAGUUUCAAUAAUCCAAAUGAAGUUGAUAUUUCUAAAGUUCCAACUAUAGUGGUUAGUGAUUUUGGUGAAAGUCAAUUAGAAGGUGAAAAAAGAAAUGCCACUGGAUCAACGGGGACAUUAGAAUAUACAGCACCUGAAAUUUUAAAUGUUAAAGAUGGUAAAGUAUCACAAUUUAAUAAAAAAACUGAUGUUUAUUCAUUAGGUAUGAUUUUAUAUUUUUUAAGUUUUAGUAAAUUACCAUUCAUGUCACAAGAUAUUGAAUUAUUAAAAAAUGAAAUUAUAAAUCAUGAUGUAAUGAAAUUUGAAGAAAGAGACCAGGAAUUAAAGGUUGAAAUCAAAGAAUUAAUUAAAAAAUUAACUUCAAUGGAUCCAGAUGAAAGAUUAUCAACAAAUGAAAUAUUAAAUUUUUUACAAGGUGUUAAUGAAUCUAUUCAUAAUUCAGAAACUGUUUUGGAGAAGGAACUUAUUGAUGAUGAAGAAAUUGAAACAAGAAGAUUAUCAUUAACAGAUGGGAAAGCUCAACCCAUUGAUACUUAUAAUAUACUUAUCAAUAAUAAUUUCAAAAUUUUCAUAAAUUUAAUAAAUUUUGGAAUUGUCAUGAAAUUUAUAACUACCAAAAUUUCACCAUUUUUAUUGGUUCUAAUUGGAAUAUCAAUAAAUUUAGAUAUAAAAUAUACUUAUUAUUUAAGUUUAUUAAUUUUCAUAACAUUAAUAUUAAAUUAUAUAUUAUAA